UUCCAUACUUUCCAUUUGGCUGGCAGCUCGCUUCCGUCUAGAUCAAAUUUCGUUUCAAAAAAUUUCUUGAUUUGUUUUAAUUCAACCAAAAAAAUGGUGGUAACUCGCAGUGCAGCAAAAUUAAAGCAAAGCGAAGGGCCCUCGGCCGCGGCACAAAAGCAAGUCAAGACUCCCGAACCGAAGGCCCCAGCCAGUCCGCCUGUUCAGAAGCGAGGGGCAGCAGCCAAGCGUCGUCCUGCUCCCAAAAAGGAUGUGAAGGAGCUCCAGGUGGCCCGUCAGUCGCUACGCGAAGCAAUGAAUCUCCUGGCCGAAAAAACAUCUAACGUCGAGGAGGAAACUGCCAAGGAAAAAAACCAGAAGGGGGGAAAAAAAUUGGUUGCCCCAAAGGCCGAUAAAGAAAUUCCAACUUCCCAGAAUGGAAAAGCUGCCGCCAAACAGCCAGAUCCAUCCACUGCCACCGAUCAGAAGCCAACUAAAAAGCCCAUUAAAAAGAAGACGACUAGGAAGCCAAGGACCAAGGCUACUUCGCCAGUCAAAAGCUCCGAUGAGGAAAACAAACCAGUCCGGACAAGUGCGGGCUACCUGACCAUCUCGGAUCAGUCUCCUCGGAGGGAACCCUCCAUAAAUCUGACCAAAGUCAGAUCGAACAUCAAGCAACAGCCGCUGAAGCCUCAAGCCGAUGGCAAGCGUAAAAACUAAAUAUUGGGAGAAACUAUAUAGAAUCGGUUGGAAAUGUACAUGGUUACCUUCAAUUUUUGUUUCGUUACUUGAUUUCUUGUUAUAUUUUCUGUUAUAUUUCAAAAUUUCGUUUUUUAAAUGCAAUGUUUACAUGUUACUAGCAUUUUACACCUCGUUUUAUGCGACAUUUAGUAACCAAAGACAUACAAUUAA
Messenger RNA from Drosophila subpulchrella, 891 nucleotides. RefSeq names its product slender lobes-like protein. The transcript has 4 exons. The record is from RefSeq and is a predicted model, not a curated record. Lineage: Eukaryota; Metazoa; Arthropoda; Insecta; Diptera; Drosophilidae. The coding region runs from base 94 to 699 and encodes 201 amino acids.